This is a messenger RNA of Lytechinus variegatus (green sea urchin), 2835 nucleotides long. RefSeq lists its product as uncharacterized. Gene Ontology annotation, molecular function: aspartic-type endopeptidase activity; nucleic acid binding. The record is from RefSeq and is a predicted model, not a curated record. Bases 1 to 2835 code for a protein of 944 amino acids. The transcript is spliced from 2 exons. NCBI's taxonomy places the organism in Eukaryota, Metazoa, Echinodermata, Echinoidea, Temnopleuroida, Toxopneustidae. Gene Ontology annotation, biological process: proteolysis.
AUGGACAACAGUCACAUGUUAGCAACCAUAGAGAGAAAAAUGUGCGCUGUUGAUAGGAAGAAUUGGUUUAGAUACCAAGAAUCAGAGAAGCAAGCUGCAAGCUUUGAAACUUUGUUGACAUGGCUGAACCUAGAAAUGAAAGCUAGGAUGAGAGCGUCAGCACCAUUGAGAUCACAGAUGCAAAGUGAAGGAAAGUCAGCAAAUGUUCAUCAUUUGUCAUACAAAGAAAAGAGCAAACCAGACCAUAGUGAUAGAUACCAUGAAGAGCAGCCACGAGACAAAGCUCAGAGACAACAUCGCUGCUGGCAUUGCAAGACUGAUGAACACUGGGUAGAUCAGUGUAAGCGUACAAUCUCUAUGGCUGCCCCAGAAAGACUGAAGUUCUUCAAGGAGAAUAGAUGCUGCUUUAGCUGCCUAAAGAAAGCAGGGAAAAACCACUACAUGGCAAACUGUAGGAGAAGGCAGAAAUGUCCAGAGCAAGGGUGCACUUACUAUCACCAUCCUUUGUUGCACUUUGAAGCCAGUCAACAGAUGGAAAAUGAGAGCGACGUUGACAGUGAUACUAGAGCAAACGUCCUGUUAGAUAGCGGCUCACAAGUUAGUUUGAUCAAAAAUUCACUCGCCGAGAGACUCCAGUUGAAAGGCACCAAAACGAGCAUCACAAUCAAAAAGCUUGGCGACGUUGAAGAAGAGUUGGAAACUUUCAGAUAUAGAGUGCCGAUUAGAGAAGCAAACACAACCAAGAAACACCAGAUUAUUGAAGUUGUCGGCGUCCCUUCAAUAACAGAGGAAGAAGCUGUUAGUCUGAAAGACCUCGCAGAUCAAUUUAAUAUCCCUAACCUGAACAGAGAUAGUGGGCCAGUGGAGAUCUUGAUUGGAAUAGAUCAUCCAAAAUACAUAGUAGGUGGUAAACUAAAGAAGAGAGGUAACUUCAUAGCAAGAAAGACUCCAUUAGGAUGGGUGAUCUUUGGUGGCACAGAGAAGCGAACCACAUGUGUCAAUGUCCUUCAUGUAGCAGUUCAGAGUCCAGACUUGUCAGAGUUUUGGCGAAUGGAAUCUCAAGGUGUAAGUUGUCAGUGCCAAGAGACUAAGUUAACCAUUGAUGAACAGAAAGAGGAAGAGAUCAUCAGAGCUUCUUCACAGAAGAAAGGAAAGCAGUGGGAAAUUGGCUAUCCAUGGCAAAGGGAUCCUAAUGAACUCCCAGAUAAUAAGAGUCAAGCAGUGAAAAUCCUUGAGUCAACUGAAAAAAGACUAUAUAGAAACCCAGAGCACGCGGAAGCGUACAACAAGCAAAUCCAUGAACUGGAAGAAAUGGGGUUUGCUAAGAAACUCACAGCAGCAGACAUCGAGAAGUAUGAAGGACCAGUUCAUUACAUAUCACAUCAUGCUGUUGUAAGACCAGAAAAAAAGAGCACCCCUAUCGAAAUUGUGUUUAAUUCUUCUGCAUCUUACCAAGGUCAUCGGUUAAAUGAAUACUGGAUGAAAGGUCCCGAUCUCUUGAACAGUAUGGUCGGAGUGCUCUUGAGAUUCAGGGAAAAUGAAGUGGCCUUGUGUGGGGAUAUCUCCAAGAUGUACCAUCGUGUGUCAAUUCCUGAGAGAGAUCAACAUGUCCAUAGGUUCUUAUGGAGAGACAUGGAUGGAAACAGAGAACCUGAUGUCUACAUGAUGAAGGUUGUCACUUUCGGUGACAAACCAGCCCCUGCAAUCGCCCAGAUUGCUCUGAAGCUUACAGCAGAACAAGGAGAGUGUACACAUCCUCAUGCUGCUUCUGUUUUGAAAAGGAAUGUGUAUAUGGAUGACAUAUGCGACUCUGUACAGACUGUAGAUGAAGCCAGGAAACUAAGUGCAGAGAUAGAUGAAGUGUUAAAUGACGGAGGCUUCAAAGUCAAAGGGUGGAUUUCCAAUGAAUCUGAUGUGGGAGACCUCACCCAAGGAAAGAUGAAAUUACUAGAUGACAUAGCUGAGGAGAAGGUCCUAGGAGUAGUUUGGGACAGAGAAAAUGACACCUUCUCUUACAAAGUAAAGCUGAGAGACAGUGUACUGAAUUCAAGAUUAGAUGGAGAGAGUCAAGAAAGAUUAACCAAGAGGAAAAUCCUAGGUCAAAUCGCCCACAUAUAUGACCCCCUAGGAUUUGCUGCCCCAGUGAUUGUAAGAGCCAAGAUAGGGAUGCAGAAAUUGUGGCAAAGAGGCUACAACUGGGACGAUCCUCUUACUGAAGAAGAAGAUGCGGACUGGAGGCUUCUGUUCGAGGAAAUGAAAGGAUUGAAUGAAGUAUCUCUCGAAAGAUGUCUAACACCUCCUGAAGCUCAAGGUAAAUCAGUGUUGUGCAUUUUCUCUGAUGCAUCAGAAAAUGCUUAUGGUGCAUGUGUGUAUCUAAGGUGGCAAACCGGAGAUGGCAAGUUCGAGACUCGCUUUGUUGCAUCCAAGUCAAAGGUAGCACCAUUAAAGACAUUGACAAUACCCAGACUGGAGCUACAGGCCGCCGUGUUAGCUGCCAGACUGUACAAGUCGAUCACUGAAGAGAUGAGAUUAGAAGUUGAGAAAGUAAUGUUCUUCACGGACAGCAUGAUAACUCUACAGUGGAUCAAGUCUUCGGCCAGGAUAUAUAAGCCUUUUGUGUCAAGCAGAAUAGGGGAGAUUCAGACUCUCACUGACCCCUCAAGCUGGAAACAUAUACCUGGUGAAGAUAACACAGCAGACAAAGUGUCAAGAGGAAUCGCAGUAAACGACCUUAUGAAAGAAUGGAAGUGCGGUCCUAGAUUCCUGCAUCUCGACGAAACAGAGUGGCCAGUAGACAAGGUGAAUAUCGACCAGAGUCUUGAGAAUCUAGAAUGA